This is a messenger RNA of Microdochium trichocladiopsis, 819 nucleotides long. Its product is annotated as mitochondrial K+-H+ exchange-related-domain-containing protein. The transcript has 2 exons. Gene Ontology annotation, cellular component: mitochondrial inner membrane. The record is from RefSeq and is a predicted model, not a curated record. Gene Ontology annotation, biological process: proton transmembrane transport; potassium ion transport. Lineage: Eukaryota; Fungi; Ascomycota; Sordariomycetes; Xylariales; Microdochiaceae. The coding region runs from base 1 to 819 and encodes 272 amino acids.
AUGCGCCUCUUCCUGCUCCCCAUAUCGACCCGGCGCACCCUGCUCUACGCCCAGAAGAUCCAUGUCGUGCCCUCCGAGAAGCAGACCAUUGCAGACAAGGUCAUCGUCCGCGCCACGAAGCUCUGGGCCGGCUGGGAGAAGAAGGAGAGUGGCUGGCAGCGCAAGGUCGUCGACUAUGGCAACUACGCGCUGCGGAGGAUACCCUACGAGGAAUGGGGCCUCAAGUCGGUCCCGCCUCUGUCGACACGCCGCCGCGAAGAAGAGACUGUAGGCAACUACAAGGCUCAGCUCAUAUACCCUGACUCGGUCAUCCCGACAACAAAGGCUCUACAGGUCUUGCACACGCUCGGCACAGAGAGGGAAAAACUGCACAGGACGAGACUCAUAUGGUCCCUGAUUGGCAUGCCCAUCAGUGCGCCGUUCGCCCUUGUGCCAGUAGUACCCAAUCUUCCAUUCUUCUACCUCGUCUACCGUGCGUGGUCGCAUUGGCGCGCCCUAGCCGGGGGCAAGCACAUUCAGUUCCUCAUUGCGAAUACCCUGCUGUCACUGGCUCCGAAUCAGACUCUCAGCUCAGUUUAUCCGCCGCUUCUCAAGGAAGGCACAGACACUGCCCCAGGCAAGGACAAGGAAGAGUUACUCAUCACGCAGGCCAAGGGCCGGGAGCUCGUCAAAGCCCUCGAGAUUCCAGAGCUCGAGGUGGAACUGGAGCGAGCGAUCUGGCAAGUCGAGAAUGCCAUCAACGAAAAGCACCAAGAAAGCGGUGCGCAGCAGGUUGUACCUCAUCCUAAGGAGAAACCGAACGAUAACAAGAACUCAUGA